Messenger RNA from Suillus bovinus, 156 nucleotides. RefSeq lists its product as uncharacterized. The transcript has 2 exons. The record is from RefSeq and is a predicted model, not a curated record. The coding region runs from base 1 to 156 and encodes 51 amino acids. Lineage: Eukaryota; Fungi; Basidiomycota; Agaricomycetes; Boletales; Suillaceae.
AUGGAUGGGAAGCUGCUCGUUACUGGCUGCGACAGCAGCUACAUAUACACAUGGGACGAUUCAGCCAUUAUCAAAGAAGCUGGCCUUCUGUUAGAUAUUGCUGAUGCUACACCACGAUCAGUCCCAAAGAUCAAAGAUGCUUGUCAAAUACCCUAA